This is a messenger RNA of Microsporum canis CBS 113480, 2100 nucleotides long. Its product is annotated as glutamyl-tRNA synthetase. Gene Ontology annotation, biological process: translation; glutamyl-tRNA aminoacylation. Lineage: Eukaryota; Fungi; Ascomycota; Eurotiomycetes; Onygenales; Arthrodermataceae. Gene Ontology annotation, cellular component: cytosol; methionyl glutamyl tRNA synthetase complex; cytoplasm. The record is from RefSeq and is a predicted model, not a curated record. The coding region runs from base 1 to 2100 and encodes 699 amino acids. The transcript has 2 exons. Gene Ontology annotation, molecular function: glutamate-tRNA ligase activity; ATP binding.
AUGGCAGUUCUUACGGUUGCCUCCAAGGCAAACCAUUCCCUCUUACUCCCUGCGCUAUUAGCUGCUGAGUACGUUAGCCUGACAGAUACCAAUACCCCAAUAUCUACCGUGCUUGAGACGGUAGAGUCCGUAGGUCCAGCAAAAGAAUACCUUAAACUAUCCACGCAAGAUGGAGUAUUGAUCUACGACCAAGAUGUCUACGGUUACCUACGAGAAAAUUUUCCAACUGCCCAGGUACUGGAAUGGAUCACUCGGUCUCUAGAUUUGUCACCAGUCAAUUUCAAAUCCGUAGAGCAACCGCUCAGAGAACUCGAGAAUCAUCUUUCCCUGAGAUCAUUUAUUAUUGGAUACUCGCUUACCCUCGCGGAUAUUACCGUGUGGGGGGCUAUACGUGGAAACAAGGUGUCAAUGUCCACCAUAAAACAACAAAGCGGAAAUAUACUGAGAUGGUUUACUUUAAUUGAGUCUUUAAAUCCCUGGAUGAGCCGAGUUGCAUUUGAUCUUGAAGCCCCUGCCCGUGAGAAACGAGUUGCUAUGAGCGCUGCUGGCGCCAGCUAUGAUAUCGGCCUGGAUACCCAGAGAAUUGUUACUCGAUUUCCACCAGAGCCUUCUGGGUAUCUACACAUUGGCCAUGCAAAGGCUGCUUUGCUUAAUGAUUACUUUGCCCAUAAGCAACCAGGGGGUACACUUAUAUGUCGAUUUGAUGAUACAAACCCCUCAAAGGAAACUUCGGAGUUUCAGGAUGCAAUUCUGCAUGACCUCCAGCUACUUGGGAUUACUCCCGAUAAAGUUUCUUUCUCUAGUAACUACUUUGGCCAAAUGUUUGAACUAUGUGUGAAGCUAGUUUCUGAGGGCAAAGCAUACGCAGAUAAUACCGACAAAGAAGUGAUGAAUCAAGAGAGGCGUGAUGGUGUUGCGAGUAAAUGCCGCGAACUUACUGUUAAGGAGAGUCUCUAUUACCUCACACAAAUGAAACUCGACACCCCGGAAGGGCGAGGAUGGUGCAUUAGAGCGAAGAUCUCAGUGGAUGAUCCUAACAAGGCAAUGCGGGAUCCAGUUAUAUAUCGAUAUAACUCUCAGCCACACCAUAGAACUGGAAAUACUUGGAAAAUAUACCCUACUUAUGACUUCUGCGCGCCGAUUCUGGAUUCCAUUGAAGGCAUUACAUAUGCUCUUCGGACGAAUGAGUAUAGAGACAGAAAUCCUCAAUAUACGUGGAUUCAGCAGGCUUUAGGCCUUCGCGAAGUCAUGAUCUGGGAUUUUUCUAGGAUGAACUUUGUGCGUACUGUUCUGUCGAAAAGGAAACUUGCGCUACUGGUUGAGAAAGGUGCAGUUUGGGGCUGGGAUGACCCAAGGAUGCCUACUAUUCGUGGUAUUAGGAGAAGGGGGAUGACUAUUCCUGCCUUGCGUGAAUUUAUUCUUAAGCAAGGACCUAGCAGGAAUAUCAUCAACCUUGAUUGGACGUCGAUAUGGGCUGCCAAUAAGAAGAUUAUUGACCCGAUUGCUCCCCGGUUUACUGCCAUCUUGAAGGAAAAUAUAGUGUUUACAACGGUUUCCGGUGCUAUGGAAGAAACUUUAGUGGAGCAGAGACGGAAACAUCCAAAGAACCCUGAUCUUGGAACGAAGAGUGUCGUCUAUAGUAGUAAAAUCUAUCUUGAGCAGGAAGAUGCGCAGUCCUUUUCGCUCAAUGAAGAGAUUACGCUGAUGAACUGGGGAAAUGCAGUUGUCCGCCAAGUUACUCGUAAUGAGAUGAAGAAAAUCUCGCAUAUCGAGCUGGAGCUUCACUUAGCUGGUGAUGUGAAGAAGACGAGCAAAAAGAUAACCUGGCUUUCUCAAGACCAAGGUCUCGUCCCUGUGGAAUUGGUUGAUUUCGACUCUAUCAUUACGAAAGAUAAGCUGGAGAAGGACGAUGACAUAUCACCGUUUAUCAACUGGAAUUCCGAGUUUCGCUCCUAUGUCUGGGCCGAUUUCAAUACUGGUGAACUUCGGGAAGACGAUAUCAUCCAAUUUGAACGAAAGGGUUACUAUCGGGUCGACCGCCCGUUUUCUGGGGGACGGUCCGCCACUUUUUUCUCCGUUCCUACCGGCAAGACACUCUGA